CAGUGGAGCCAAGAGCCCAGCUCCCGCUUCCGGCCGCCGAGAACCGAGAGGCCCCGCGUCCGACAGCCAGGGUCUCCGACCCCACUGGCUCCGGGGGCGGUCCAGGCGCAGGCAUAUACUGGUUGGGCUCCAGCUAUGGAGAAACUCCAUCGACAUGUGUCUACCCACCUGGACAUUCUGUCCUUGGAGAACCGGUGCCUGGCCACACUCCCUGACCUGCAGCCCAUGGAGAAACCACAUGGGCAUGUGUCUGCCCACCCAGACAUCCUCUCCUUAGAAAACCGGUGCCUGGCCACACUUCCUGACCUGAAGACCAUGGAGAAACCAUGUGGGCAUGUGUCUGCCCACCCAGACAUCCUCUCCUUAGAAAACCAGUGCCUGGCCACACUUCCUGACCUGAAGACCAUGGAGAAACCACAUGGGCAUGUGUCUGCCCACUCAGACGUCCUCUCCUUGGAGAAUCAGUGCCUGGCCACACUCCCCAUUCUAAAAAGUACUGUGUAUGCCAGCCCCUUGCUCCACUGUCUCCAGAGAGCUGAUUUGGUGAAAGCUGAUCGUAGCCUGAACAUCAGCAACUGCCUGCUCUCUGAGCCUCCAUCCUGGAGGGCCCAGUGCCUCUCUGAGGGGCUAGGCCAUCUGACCUGUCCCGGGGCCUUUAAAUCCAUCUCUGCCACAGAGAGAUCUCCUGAAACAGCUUUGGAUCAUUGUUCCUCUUCAGAAGAGAAAAUGCCAGAAGAGAAGGAACAGGCAGAGGUUCAAAUGCCUUUUUAUAAUCUAAGCUUGGGAGAGGAGGAGAAAGUGGAGGAGCCGGUCCUGAAGCUCACUGCUGGGGACUCUGGAUCUUGUUCUGAGCCCACUGACCAGGCCAUUAAGGAAAAGAAGAUGGUUCUCAUGAGCUUGCUGUGCUCCACGCUGGCAUCAAAUGUAAACAUAAAAGAUGCACAUGACCCUACCUCGGUGUCCCUCUUCGAAAUCUGUAGUGAACUUGCCCCCUUGGAGCCUGAGUUCAUCCUCAAGGCAUGUCUGUACACUAGGCAGCAGCUGAACGUCCGGGAUGUGGCCAACAAAAUGUUAGCCAUUGCUGCCUUCUUGCCCGUCUGCCGCCCUCACCUGCGACGAUAUUUCUGUGCCAUUGUCCAGCUGCCUUCUGACUGGAUCCAGGUAGCUGAGUUCUACCAGGACCUGGCUAAAGGAGAGGAGGACAAGCUGGUGCCCCUGCCUGCCUGCCUGCGUGCAGCUAUGACUGACAAAUUUGCCCAGUUUGAUGAGUACCAGCUGGCUAAGUACAACCCUUGGAAGCACCGGGCCAAGAGACGCCCUCACCGGCGCCCCCUCCCUCCAAAGACGGGGCGCCCAUUUUCUGAGACACAACGUUUGCCAAGGUACCUUAAUCCUCUUAAAGAUGAACAGAAGAAGUUUGAGGAGACCUACAAUGCAGUGCCAAAGAAAAUUCAGCCGAGAUUCACCCUGAAGAAGUUAGUACGGCGACUGCAUAUCCAGGAGCCUGCUCAGCAUGUCCAAGCUCUGCUGGGCUACAGAUACCCAUCCACCCUACAAAAGUUUUCUCGAAGUCACCUCCCUGGGCCAUGGGAUUCUAGUAGAGCUGGGAAGCGGAUGAAGCUCCCUCGGCCGGAGACCUGGGAGCGGGAGCUGAGCUUGAGGGGAAACAAAGCUUCUGUCUGGGAGGAACUCAUUGAGAAUGGGAAGCUACCCUUCAUGGCCAUGCUUCGGAAUCUGUGCAACCUGCUGCGGGUUGGAAUCAGUGCCCGCCACCAUGAGCUUGUGCUCCAGAAACUCCAGCAUGAGAAAUCGGUGAUCCACAGUCGGCAGUUUCCAUUCAGAUUCCUUAAUGCCCAUGAUUCCAUCAAUAACCUUGAGACUCAGCUCAGAAAUAAAGCAUUGCCACUUCCUUCCAACACGAAACUGGUACGUUCGAUAAUGAUUAGAAAUGCGAGAAAGAACAAGAAUUGGACCUAUCGGAGGUAUCCUCGCAACCCAAGUCGUCGGGAACUUCGGACAACAAUGAUGAUACCUGUGAUAUAUGAGCAGCUUAAGCGGGAAAAGCUGAAAAUACAAAAGGCCAGACAGUGGAAAUAUGAUGGUGAGAUGCUGGUUCGGUAUCGUCAGGCCCUAGAGACAGCUGUGAACCUCUCCGUGAAACACAACGUGCCCCCGCUGCCGGGCCGCACCAUCUUGGUCUAUCUGACAGAUGGCGGUGCAGACCAGUUCUGUCCCAAGCGCAACCCAGAAGGGCCCCACCUAAACUAUGUGCUGCUGCUGAUUGGGAUGGUAAUUGCACGGGCGGAGCAGGUGGAUCUCUUACUGUGCGGAGGAGACACUGUGAAGACUAUCACAGUUAAGGCAGAAGAAGGUAUCCUGAAGACGGCCGGCAUACUCCAGGCUCAAGUCCAGGAGCCAGAUGGACAGGAUGAAUGGUCCCUGCACACUUUUGGGAAGUACCUGUUGUCUCUGGCUGCCCAAAGGGUCCCUGUGGACAGGGUCAUCCUCUUCGGCAGUGAUAUGUAUGAGAAACUGAUAAAUGAGGCCAAACAGCGUUUCUGGCAGCAUGUGAAUUCCAAGUGCCUCUUUGUUUGUGUUCCCCUAAGUAGGAUAUGUGACAUAUUAUCAGAUUCAAAUCCCAAUGACGUGACACUCUCAGGCUGUAAUGACGGGAUCCUGAAGUUCAUUGCAGAGCGUGGAGUCUCCUGUCUUCUAGAGCACGUGGGCCAAAUGGACAAAAUAUUCAAGAUUCCACCACCCCCAGGAAAGACUGGGGACCUGUCUCUCCGGCCACUGGAAGAGGUCACUCUAAGCCCCUUGGCUCUGAUUUCCCAGCAUGGAUGGCGCAGCAUCAGGCUUUUCAUUUCCUCCACUUUCCGGGACAUGCACGGGGAGCGGGACCUGCUGCUGAGGUCUGUGCUGCCAGCAUUGCAGGCCCGAGCGGCCCCUCACCACAUCAGCCUUCAUGCCAUUGACCUGCGCUGGGGCGUCACUGAGGAGGAGACCCGGAGGAACAGACAACUGGAAGUGUGCCUUGGGGAGGUAGAGAACUCGCAGCUGUUUGUGGGGAUUCUGGGCUCCCGCUAUGGCUACGUUCCCCCCAACUACAACCUCCCUGACCAUCCUCACUUCCGCUGGGCCCAGCAGUACCCUCCAGGUCGCUCUGUGACAGAGAUGGAGGUGAUGCAGUUCCUGAAUCGGGGCCUUCGCCAGCAGCCCUCUGCACAAGCUCUCAUCUACUUCCGGGAUUCUGGCUUCCUCAGCUCUGUCCCAGAUGCAUGGAAAUCUGACUUUACUUCUGAGUCUGAAGAGGCCGCACAUCGAAUCUCAGAACUGAAGAGCUACCUGAGCAGACAGCAAAGGAUUACCUGUCGUAGAUACCCCUGUGAAUGGGGGGGUGUGGCAGCCAGCCGGCCCUAUGCUGGGGGGCUGGAGGAGUUUGGAAAGUUGGUCCUGCAGGAUGUGUGGAAUAUGAUCCAGAAGCUUUACCUACAGCCUGGGGCCCAGCUGGAACAGCCAGUGUCCAUCCCAGAUGAUGACUUGGUCCAGGCCACCUUCCAGCAGCUGCAGAAUCCAUCAAGUCCUGCCCGACUGCACCUUCUUCAGGACACAGUGAAGCAGCUAACGCUGCACCGAGGGAGGCUGAGCCUGGUGACCGGGCAGUCGGGACAGGGCAAGACGGCCUUCCUGGCAUCCCUUGUGUCAGCACUGCAGGCUCCUGAUGUGGCCAAGGUGGCCCCCUUAGUCUUCUUCCACUUUUCAGGGGCCCGCCCUGACCAGGGUCUUGCCCUCACCCUGCUCAGACGCCUCUGUGCCUAUCUGCAUAGCCAACUGCAAAAGCCAGGUGCCCUCGCCACCACCUACCGGGGCCUGGUAUGGGAGCUCCAGCAGGAACUGCUGCCCAAGUGUGCUCAGUCCCUGAAAAGUGGCCAAACCCUGGUGUUGAUCAUCGAUGGGGCUGACAGAUUGGUGGGUCAGCAUGGGCAGCUGGUCUCAGACUGGAUCCCAAAGACACUUCCCCCGCGGGUGCACUUGGUACUGAGCGUGUCUACUGACGCCGGCCUGGGGGAGACCCUGGAGCAGAGCCAAGGUGCCCAUGUGGUGGCCCUGGGGCCUCUGAAACUAUCUGCCCGGGCCCGGCUGGUGAGAGAGGAGCUGGCCCUGUAUGGGAAGCGGCUGGAGGAGUCACCUUUUAACAACCAGAUGCGGCUGCUGCUGGUGAAGCGGGGAUCAUCCCUGCCACUCUACCUGCGCUUGGUCACGGAUCACCUGAGGCUCUACACAUUCUAUGAGCAGGUGUCUGACAGACUCCGGACCCUGCCGGCCACUGUCCCCCUGCUGCUGCAGCACAUCCUGGGCACCCUGGAGCAAGAGCAUGGCCCUGAUGUCCUUCCCCAAGCUUUGGCCACCCUUGAGGCCACACGCAGUGGUCUCACUGUGGACCAGCUGUACGGAGUGCUGAGUGCAUGGCGGAUACUUCCCAGGGGAACCAAGAGCUGGGACGAAGCAGUGGCUGCUGGUAACAGCGGGGACCCCUUCCCCAUGGGCCCAUUCGCCUACCUCGUCCAGAGUCUGCGCAGUUUGCUAGGGGAGGGACCCCUGGAGCGCACCGGUGCCCGGCUCUGCCUCCCUGCUGGGCCCCUGAGGACAGCAGCCAGAUGUCGAUACGGGAAGAGACCAGGGCUGGAGAAGACAGCACACACCCUCAUUGCAGCUCAGCUCUGGAAGACAUGUGACCCCGAUGCCUCGGGCAUCUUCCGAAGUUGCCUUCCUGAGGCUCUGGGAGACUUGCCUCACCACCUGCUCCAGAGCGGGAACCGUGACCUUCUUGCAAAAUUCCUCACCAAUCUCCACGUGGUGGCUGCACAUCUGGAACUGGGUCUGGUCUCUCGGCUCUUGGAGGCCCAUGCCCUCUAUGCUUCCUCAGUCCCCGAAGAGGAACCAAGUCUUCCUGAGACUGACACUGCUGUGUUUCACACAUUCCUGAGGCAGCAGGCUCCAAUCCUCAACCAGUACCCCCUGCUCCUGCCCCAGCAGGCAGCCAACCAGCCUCUGGACUCGCCUCUUUGCCACCAGGCACCCCAGCUUUCCCAGCGGCGUUGGCGCCUCCAGCACAUGCUACGAUGGUUGAAUAAACCCCACACCGUGGGGGGCCGGCAGAGCUCCAGCCUGUCUCUGACAGUUUCCUCAUCCCCCACUGCAGUGGCCUUGUGCCCCAGGGGGCAAAGAGCUGCUGUGGGCACAGCCAGUGGGAUGGUUUACCUGUUGGACCUGAAAACCUGGCAGGAGGAGAAGUCCUUGGUGAGUGGCUGUGAUGGGGUAUCCUCUUGCUCAUUCCUCUCGGACAGUGCCCUCUUUCUCACUGCCUUUGAUGGGCUUUUGGAGCUCUGGGACCUGAAGCAAGGUUGUCGGGUGCUCCAGACCAAGGCUCACCAGUACCAAAUCACCGGCUGCUGCCUCAGCCCAGACCGCCGACUGCUGGCCACUGUGUGCCUGGGAGGAUGUCUGAAGCUGUGGGACACAGUCCGCUGGCAGCUGGCCUUCGAACACACAUGUCCCAGGCCCCUGAACUGCGUUACUUUCCACCCAGAAGGGCAGGUGAUAGCCAUAGGCAGCUGGGCUGGCAGUUUCAGCUUCUUCCAUGUGGACGGGCUCAAAGCUAUCAAGGAACUGGGAGCCCCAGGAGCCUCCAUCCGUACCUUGACUUUCAAUGUGCCUGGGCGGGUUGUGGCUGUGGGUCGGCUGGACGGGAUGGUGGAGCUGUGGUCCUGGCAUGAGGGGGCGCGGCUGGCUGCCUUCCCUGCCCACCAUGGCACAGUGGCCGCUGCCCUUUUCCUGCGUGCUGGGCGCCAGUUACUGACAGCCGGAGAGGAUGGCAAGGUUCAGGUGUGGUCUGGAUCUCUGGGUCAGCCCCGGGGAUGCCUUGGUUCCCUUCCCCUCUCUCCUGCCCUCUCUGUGGCUCUCAACCCAGAUGGCGAUCGAGUGGCUGUUGGGUACCGAGCAGAUGGCAUUAGGAUCUAUAAAAUUGCUUCAGGUUCCCAGGGGGCUCAGUGUCAAACACUAGAUGUGGCAGUGUCGGCACUGGCCUGGCUCAGCCCUAAGGUGUUGGUGAGUGGUGCAGAAGAUGGGUCCCUGCAAGGCUGGCAACUCACGGAAAGUUCCCUUCAGUCCCUCUGGCUCUUGUCCAGAUACCAGAAACCCGUGUUGGGACUGGCCACCUCCAACGAACUCUUAGCUUCUGCCUCAGAAGAUUUCACAGUGCGGCUCUGGCCAAAGCAGUUGCUGACACUGCCCCAAAAGGCAGAAGACUUUCCCUGUGGCACUGAGCUCCGGGGACACGAGGGGCCUGUAAACUGCUGUAGCUUCAACACUGAUGGAGGCAGGCUGGCCACUGGGGGCAGGGACCGGAGUCUCUUCUGCUGGGAUGUGCAGAUGCCCAAAGCCCCUGUUCUGAUUUACUCCUUCUCUGCUUGUCACCGUGACUGGGUCACCGGCUGUGCCUGGACCAAAGACAACCUAUUGGUCUCCUGCUCCAGUGAUGGCUCUGUGGGGCUGUGGGACCCAGAACUGAAACAGCAGCUUGGCCAGUUCCUAGGUCAUCAGAGUGCCGUGAGCGCCGUGGUAGCCGUGGAAGAACAUGUGGUGUCUGUGGGCCGAGAUGGGACCUUGAAAGUGUGGGACCAUCAGGGCGUGGAGCUGACUAGCAUCCCUGCUCACUCAGGACCGAUCAGCCACUGUGCAGCUGCCUUGGAGCCCCAGCCAGCUGGGCAGCCUGGGUCAGAGCUUCUAGUGGUGACUGUUGGACUGGAUGGGGCCACACGGUUGUGGCAUCCACUCUUGGUGUUUCAAACACACACCCUCCUGGGACACAGUGGUCCAAUCAGUGCAGCUGCUGUUUCAGAGACCUCAGGCCUCCUGUUGACUACCUCAGAGGAUGGUUCCAUUCGGCUCUGGCAGGUACCUAAGGAAGCAGAUGACAGGUAUAUGCCCAGGAGUCCUACAGCCAUCACUGCUGUGGCCUGGGCCCCAGAUGGUUCUAUGGCAGUGUCUGGGAAUCAAACUGGGGAACUAACCUUGUGGCAUGGAGCUAAGGCUGUGGCCACAGCACAGGCUCCAGGCAGCAUCAGUGCUCUGAUUUGGUACUCAGCACACACCUUGAUUGUUCUCAGUGCUAAUGAAAAGGUCAGCGAGUGGCAAGUGGAAUUGCAGAAGGGUUCGACACAGACAAAUUUCAGUCUUCACCUGAACCGAGUUCUGCUGGAGGACUUAGGGUUCCUGACAGGUGUGGCCCUGGCCCCAGACGGUCACACCCUCAUCUUGGCCAAAGCAGAUUUGGAGUUGCUGCACAUGAAGCCAGGGGAUGCUCCCUCUGUAAUCUGGAGCGGCUUUACAGAAUAUCCUAUUAUGUUGUCUACCCAUCAAGACUAUGGUGUGUUUGUCCUACAGCUAGGGAACUCUGGAGUUCUUUAUUUCAUUAGGCAAAAGGAAUCAGGAGAGUUUGAACAGAGCCUGAACUUUGAUCUGACCUUGGAGAAUCCAAAUGGGACCCUAGUGUUAGUAACUCAGGCCAAACCUGAAUCUGAGUCGUCAUAUUUGUGUGCCAGUUCUGAUGGGAUGCUAUUGAAACUCGCCAAAUGCACCCAGGAAGGAGAAUGGGACACAGGUGACAUCUGGCAGAAAGAAGCAGAAAUGCCUGAAAUUCCAGCUCCAGGGACAGAGCCAUCUAUGAAUGACAGCAUAGAUAGCUGGUCACCGCCCCCACAGCUAAAGACGCAGCAGCGUAGAAAGAUUCACUCGGGCUCUGUCACGGCUCUCCAUGUGCUGCCGGGGCUGCUGGUGACAGCCUCAAAGGACAGAGAUGUUAAGCUGUGGGAGAGACUCAGUAUGCAACUGCUGGGCCUGUUCCAAUGCGAAGGGGCUGUGAGCUGCCUGGAACCUUGGCUGGGCCCUAACUCCACCCUGGAGCUCGCAGUGGGAGACACACAGGGCAAUGUGUACUUUCUGUCCUGGGAAUGAAGGCAGAGACACCACUGUGCUAGAGAUGCAAAGCCUGAAGAUACCAGUGGCUACUUUCUUGAUUAAAUUUUAAAAAUAAAGUGUCAGAAAACCUCAA
Molecule: messenger RNA, 8113 nt
Organism: Lynx canadensis (Canada lynx)
Lineage: Eukaryota; Metazoa; Chordata; Mammalia; Carnivora; Felidae
Gene: TEP1
Product: telomerase associated protein 1
Exons: 55
Coding region: 136-8016 (2626 amino acids)
Biological process (GO): telomere maintenance via recombination
Cellular component (GO): telomerase holoenzyme complex
Molecular function (GO): protein binding; telomerase RNA binding; telomerase activity
Source: RefSeq, a predicted model, not a curated record